GUGGAAGAGAGAGAGGGAGAGAGGGCGACGCGGGAGGAAGUGCGGAAGACCAGGCAAGUCCCGUGAGGUCAUCGGCCCGGACUGCGCUUCGUGGCCGCUCGGGUCACCGGAGCGCAUGAUUUCUCAACCUUCCUUCCCUCUUGCUCUCUCUUUGUCCGUUCCUCCCAUCACUUCGAGGCGAUCCCACUAUGCCGUGGAGCUGAAGUCUCGCUGAAUCCUGCAGGCAAGAUGGUGGCCGCUCCAUCCCGUCCAUUUGACUAUCUCGAAGGCCUACCUGGGACGGUCUUCUUCAAGCUUUACCAGCAGCCCUCCACAGCGCUCGCUAUUUUCAGGCGCAUGUUGCCUGACCUUGCAAAAUGUUUUGUCAUGGCUCUUCUUUACCUCAGAGACCCCCUCCCCGCGGCGGAUCUGGAGGUUUGGGUCAAAUCCGAGAGCUUGAAGGAACGUGACAACGCGCUGUCAAUAUUGGGACGGUUACAUAUCCUAUCGAACACGGUGACAGCGGACAAUGUUCGAGCCUACAUGGUCACCAAUCCAUUCUCCUCCUCUCUCCGACAAGCUCUCACUGGAGCCGAACAGACGCAAUCAUUCGGUGUUCUUUCACAUGCUUCUACCGGGGCGACUGUAUCAAUUGCCGAUUUGGAUGACUAUGCGCGCCGGCAAUGGGAGGGAGUGCUGGGAUACAUGGUGGGUACAAGUGGGCUGGGGAUCCAGCGUGAUGUGAAUUUAAGCAAGGGUGUGAAGCAGUUGCUGCAGGCCGGACACCUUGUCGAGAUCAAGGAUCGUCGUGUGGAGAUCACGCAAGACGGGUUCGCAUUUGUCUUGCAGGAUGUGAGCACCCAGGUUUGGCAUAUUCUCAUCCUCUACGUUGAAAGCGCAGAAGCCAUCGGGAUGGAUAGCGUGGAAGUCCUGUCCUUUCUCUUCCUUCUAAGCAGCCUGGAGCUGGGGAAGUCCUAUCAAAAAGAGCACCUGACCUCCUUUCAGCUUCGAACAUUGACCGAUCUGGCCGACUUCGGGAUUGUCUAUCAAGAUUCGCCCGAGGCUAGCUACUUCUACCCCACGCGUCUCGCGACCACUCUUACCUCCGACUCCAGUGCUCUGAGUAAUCCUAUCUCGGGCUCCCUCUCCGGGCCCACCGGCACCACCGGCAGUAAGGCUGGUUCUGGCUUCAUCAUCAUUGAAACAAACUAUCGACUGUAUGCGUAUACAUCGUCACCGCUGCAGAUCUCCCUCAUCGCCCUCUUCACCACUCUGAAAUAUCGAUUUCCCAACCUGAUCACGGGCAAGAUCACUCGCCAGUCCGUGCGCCGAGCCAUCGAGAUGGGGAUUACCGCCGAUCAGAUCAUUUCAUACUUAUCUACGCAUGCACAUCCACAAAUGCGCAAGCACAAUGUGUCCCGGUCCACGUCAAACCAGGCCGGUAUCCCUGCAUCUGUCCUGCCGCCCACCGUGGUGGACCAGAUCCGUCUCUGGCAGCUGGAAAGAGACCGUGUCAAAGCUACGCCUGGGUUUCUAUUCAAGGAUUUCGUCAGCCUGGCUGAGUACGAAGCCCCGUGUCGUUACGCCGAGGAGAUCGGGGUUCUGGUGUGGAAGUCGGAUCGGAAACGUAUGUUCUUCGUCACUCGGCAUGAGCAGGUGGCGGCAUUUUUGAGGAGUAGGAAAUGAGGCCCCGACAGUGGGAGCUGAGAUCACACGGGGGCCACAGCAGCAAGGCCAUGGAAGUUGUUAUUCAUAUCGGCGCAUGAUGAUUGGGUUCGAUCUGGCGUUUACGGGAUCCUCGAGGGAAUUUGGAGAGAGCGGGCCAGGGCUGGGACUCAUGACAAAGUAAAUCUAGACGUUGCGGAAAUAUAAUCGAUGACAAUUGU
Messenger RNA from Aspergillus steynii IBT 23096, 1865 nucleotides. RefSeq names its product TFIIH/NER complex subunit TFB2. Gene Ontology annotation, molecular function: double-stranded DNA binding; ATPase activator activity. Gene Ontology annotation, cellular component: transcription factor TFIIH holo complex; transcription factor TFIIH core complex. The record is from RefSeq and is a predicted model, not a curated record. The transcript has 3 exons. Lineage: Eukaryota; Fungi; Ascomycota; Eurotiomycetes; Eurotiales; Aspergillaceae. Bases 229 to 1665 code for a protein of 478 amino acids. Gene Ontology annotation, biological process: nucleotide-excision repair.